AUGAUGCAAGCUUUUGGAAAUAUUUUGAACAAGGAUAUGGACUCCCGUGUCAAACCUCUGGUCAACCGAAAACAUCCUCUAAUAUUUGAUGAAGUUAUAUGCUUUAACUGUUACAAAGCUCAAUACAGAUCAUGUAUCAACCCUCAUGCCGAAACCAAGCAAUACUUGAAGGAUCGGCUUGUCACAAAAGACAAGACCAUCGAGCAGUUUGUCAAACACCAAAGACAUCCUUCCAAGAUUAUGAAAAAGUUCUGGGAAAGGUGGAUCUCAUACUAUGCCAAGUUCAUAAAGAGUCAUUUUUUACAAUUUUACGUGAAGAAUCAAUGGGUCAAGAAACAAAAACGAGGCAAGAACAUCUAUCGAGACCAAGCUUAUGUCAAAAUGGUGAAGACAUAUCAUCAAAGUGUCUCAUUGAACAAAAACAGCAAGAUGGUGUAUUUUUUAUGA
This is a messenger RNA of Halteromyces radiatus, 447 nucleotides long. RefSeq lists its product as uncharacterized. NCBI's taxonomy places the organism in Eukaryota, Fungi, Mucoromycota, Mucoromycetes, Mucorales, Cunninghamellaceae. The transcript is spliced from 5 exons. The record is from RefSeq and is a predicted model, not a curated record. The coding region runs from base 1 to 447 and encodes 148 amino acids.